AUGCAAGCAAAGAAGCGCUACAUUCUAGUGAUAAUCUGUUGCGCUUUCCUGGCGUACUGCUACCUGGGAGGUUAUCGUCUGAAAGGAUUGCAAACACUGUUCCGAAUGCGGGUUCGUAAAAAUCCGGACAAUCUACCAUGCUAUCACCAGCUACACUACCAGUACACCGAUAGCACGGAGUCAACCGACCAUACGCAAUCGCUACCGGACGAUGAUUGGUUUGCUGCUCCGGCGUACGAAUCGCGAUCUCGCGACCUAGCCCCGCAACCGUCUUUCCAAGGAGGUGCAGUUCGAAGAGUGACUGAGGAAGGAAGUGCAACGUUCAAAUCAUGUCGCAUGGAAUCCUGCUUCGAUUUUAGCAAAUGUAGCGAUAAGAACUUUUACGUUUACGUGUACCCACCGGAGCCAUUGAAUUCGCUUGGAGCUCCCCCGCCAAUUAGUCAGAACUAUCAAAAAAUCAUUUCGGCUAUCCAAGAAAGCCGCUACUACACGACCGACCCCGAGCAAGCUUGUUUGUUCGUGCUCGGUAUCGAUACGCUCGAUCGAGAUUCGUUGAGUGAGGAUUUUGUGCGCAAUGUACCAUCUCGCCUGCAACGAUUGCCUCACUGGAACAAUGGGCGAAAUCAUAUCAUAUUUAAUCUAUACUCUGGCACUUGGCCCGACUACAACGAGAAUGGGCUCGGAUUUGAUCCGGGUCAAGCGAUCCUUGCCAAAGCGAGCAUGAGCGUCCAGUCGUUGCGGCCUGGUUUCGAUGUUAGCAUUCCGUUGUUUCACAAACAGUUUCCAUUACGCGGUGGUAAUACUGGUUUCGUGGUCAGCAACAACUUUCCGGCCAACAAAAAGUAUCUGUUAGCCUUUAAAGGAAAAAGGUAUGUCCAUGGUAUUGGUUCUGAGACUCGAAAUUCAUUGUUCCAUUUGCACAAUGCCCGAGAUUUUGUAUUGGUUACAACAUGUAAACAUGGAAAAAGCUGGCGAGAUCUACAAGAUGCUCGAUGUGAUGAAGAUAAUCGGGAAUAUGAUAGAUAUGACUACGAAACUUUGUUACAAAAUUCAACAUUUUGUCUUGUACCUAGAGGGCGUCGAUUAGGAUCAUUUAGGUUUCUUGAAGUGCUACAAGCGGGCUGCAUACCAGUGUUGCUUUCAAAUUCAUGGGUAUUACCUUUUCAGUCAAAAAUUGACUGGAAACAGGCAGCUAUUUGGGCAGAUGAAAGACUGUUGCUGCAAGUUCCGGAUAUCGUACGGUCCGUCUCUACAAGCCGUAUAUUAGCUUUACGUCAGCAAACACAAGUGCUUUGGGAGCGUUAUUUUAGUUCUAUCGAGAAAAUAAUUUUUACAACAUUUGAGAUUAUCCGUGAGAGACUACCAGACUAUCCCCAUCGGAACGGACUGAUUUGGAAUAUGUCCCCGGGUGCUCUGUUGACGAUUCCAACCUUUUCCGAUACUCAUCGUCGAUUUCCGUUCCUGCUGGAUAAACUUGGCCAUACGCCUGGACUGAAUUAUACCGCCGUUAUAUUUGUACAGAUCGGUUCACAGCUUACACCAAACACGGCUUUAUACAAGCUAGUCAAAAGUAUUACCAAAAGCCAAUACAUAGAUAAGAUUAUAAUUCUGUGGGCAACCGAUAGAUCCGUACCGCCGAAGAAACGUUGGCCAUCGACAGGCCACAUUCCACUGCACAUCAUAUCGGGCAGCACGAACGAAGAUCGGCCAAGCAUAUCCCAAAGAUUCUAUCCCCACGAACAGAUCGAGACUGACGCCGUUUUGUCACUGGACGAGGACGCUAUAUUGAACACUGACGAGCUAGACUUUGCUUAUCAGGUGUGGCGCGAUUUCCCAGAUCGAAUAGUUGGCUAUCCGGCAAGGGCGCAUUUCUGGGAUGAUUCCAAGAACGCAUGGGGCUAUACAUCCAAAUGGACAAACUAUUACUCUAUUGUACUAACUGGUGCCGCGUUUUACCAUCGAUACUACAACUAUCUAUAUACGAACUGGCUAUCAUACCUUCUGUUAAAAACAGUACAACAAUCGUCCAACUGUGAAGACAUUCUCAUGAAUCUUCUUGUUUCGCAUGUUACACGCAAACCUCCAAUUAAAGUAACACAAAGAAAAGGCUACAAAGAUCGAGAGAGCGGGAGAUCGCCAUGGAACGAUCCUGAUCAUUUCAUACAAAGACAAAGCUGUCUGAAUACUUUUGCUGCAGUUUUUGGUUACAUGCCUUUGCUUAGAUCGAACCUGCGACUAGACCCAGUACUGUACCGAGAUUCGGUAUCAAAUUUAAGGAAAAAAUAUAGACAAAUAGAAUUAGUUGGUAGCUAG
Messenger RNA from Anopheles marshallii, 2313 nucleotides. It is a transcript of the gene ttv, whose product is annotated as exostosin-1. The record is from RefSeq and is a predicted model, not a curated record. Gene Ontology annotation, cellular component: membrane. Lineage: Eukaryota; Metazoa; Arthropoda; Insecta; Diptera; Culicidae. Bases 1 to 2313 code for a protein of 770 amino acids. The transcript is spliced from 10 exons. Gene Ontology annotation, molecular function: glycosyltransferase activity.